Linepithema humile (Argentine ant) is the source of this 2399-nucleotide messenger RNA. Its product is annotated as E3 ubiquitin-protein ligase MARCHF8. Gene Ontology annotation, molecular function: MHC protein binding; zinc ion binding; ubiquitin protein ligase activity. Gene Ontology annotation, biological process: antigen processing and presentation of peptide antigen via MHC class II; protein polyubiquitination; immune response. Gene Ontology annotation, cellular component: lysosome; early endosome membrane; late endosome membrane. The record is from RefSeq and is a predicted model, not a curated record. Lineage: Eukaryota; Metazoa; Arthropoda; Insecta; Hymenoptera; Formicidae.
GUUAUGGCGGCGUAGCAGAAAAAUGAGAUACACAGACUGUUGUGGAGGAAGAGUUGUGUGCUGCGAUGAGGACGGAUCUCGGUUUUGUUGUUUCGCGUAUUGAGGCGAGUGUCAGCGCAUUUUUCCACGACGGACGGUGUUGCGUGCGUAUCAGACGCGCGGAGAUGAGCGAGUAGGAUCACAAGCGCGACGUAAUUUCGCGCAUCGGAAACGAGUCAUUCCGUGCCGUGUCAUUGACUCAGGACAAAGUGUCAAAAUUUCGUCCGAGCCCAUGUUUUUCUCCGCCCGAGGAGCAGAGUUAAACCGCGAGUAAUUUCACCGUCUGAUAAUUUCGAACCAACCGAUCGCGUGACACGAAGAAACUCGAUCUGUGCGAAAGAUACGCAAAAAUAAAAAAAAAAACAUAUGCCUGACGACGCCAGUGCGCUUUGUUUUCGUUCUCUUGCAAUCUCGCCAAAUCUCGCCAAAUCUCGCACAAAGCGAACAAAAACGGAUUACGCUCUCGUUGACAAACGGAUAGACUGGAUUUGCGACGCAGCGCAAUGUGUGCCAGUCAUUAUCAUGCAUUCGAGUUUUCUCAUACUUGUUUAUAGAGUGCAAAUCGCUUAAUAUCGUGCGAUAUUUAUGAGUUUACGAACAUUGUGAGAAAAAAAUCUAUUAUCUACUGUUUUUAACCUUACGCGAAAUGUCAAUCGUUGAUGCGUUUAUAUCAUUAAAUUUAUCUUUUCAUUUAUUAAACUGUUAUUCGUACAUUGGCAUAAAAGUGGUUUAAUCAGCUAAUUAUUUAUUUACUCAGUGGAAGCUAUUAGCUGAACUAUAUUUGGCGUUUGAUAAAAUAGAGUAUAAAUACUACACUCGUAUAUGAUUCAAAUCAACAUAGAGCUGAAACAAUUAUUUUCUAUCAGAGUUGUGUAAAUUGGAACAAUAACUUCAUAAAUAUCUAUUUAUAAAUGUAGCAUUUUUGUGUGUGAUUUCAGGCUGUACAUAUUUUGAUGCUAAAUAAUAAAUAGUGCUUAAAAGACACAAGUGAAUAUACCAUAUUAUCUUCAUCAUCAAGACAUUACCAGAAGUAUAAUGAUCAUAUACCCAAGAUGUAUCUAAUCAAAUUUAUUUAUCAGUGAUUGUAUAUUUGGUGAGGUUGGAGAGUGAUGCCGGUUCAUCAGAUCAAUGUUAAUCCGCCUGACUGGCAACCACCUUUGCCAAUUGGUCCUUCCAAUAACACUACUCCCGCUGGUGGAGAAGGCUUACCAGAAUGGACACCACGGGAAUCAAGUUAUGCCACAGUAGUCACUAUUAUACCAGACCAUUGUCACUCGUCCGUAAGCACAUUGUCCUCGACCAACCAUGAUAUUUGCAGAAUCUGCCACUGCGAAGGUGAAGAAGGUGCUCCUUUAUUAGCACCUUGCUAUUGCAGUGGCAGUCUGCGUUACGUACAUCAGGCUUGUCUUCAGCAAUGGAUAAAGGCUUCGGAUACACGUGCUUGUGAAUUAUGCAAGUUCACAUUUAUCAUGCAUGCCAAGACGAAACCAUUUUGCGAGUGGGAGAAACUCGAGAUGUCUGCUCUGGAGGUGCGAAAAUUAUGGUGCGCAGUUGCUUUUCACGCAGUAGCUGCACUUUGUGUGGCAUGGUCAUUAUAUGUACUCGUCGAACGAUCUGUGGAGGAAGCCCGGCGUGGAUUCGUCGAUUGGUCCUUCUGGACUAAAUUAAUAGUUGUCGUGAUCGGUUCCACUGGUGGAUUAGUCUUUAUGUACAUUCAAUGUAAAGCAUACAUCACAUUGUGCAGAAAGUGGCGAGCAUUUAAUAGAGUGAUAUUUAUUCAAAAUGCUCCCGAAAAAGUGGUGCUUCCUCCCUCACCUACGGAUUCUUUGAGAGAGGUGACUCUACCCUUGAAGGAUCCAACUGCCUCGAUGGCCGAGCUCAACCGUACUCUGUUACCCCGUACCAUAGAUCCUCCAUGUGCCUCGCAGAUGGCGAAGCCCGACUCCGCCGCACCACCGCAAAGGCACGACGCUCAAUUGAAACUUUACGUAUUCGACAAAUUGUCUUCGUCUGAAGACAAUCUAUAAUAACUUCGGAGACGAAAACAAUCGUUAAAAAUCGCGCGUUAAAAGGUGGUUAGCCAAAUUUUCCGUUUAAACUAAAGAGCGUGUCUCGAAUGGGAUUGAAUGAAUUUAGGCUAUACGAUUUUCGAAACUCGAAGCGGAAUUAUCCUUAUCGAAGUCGUCGAAUAUCCGCCCUCGUGCAGCACCUUUUUUCCGAAACUUAGUACUUCAGUGCUUACAGUGUUGACAGUGGGGUAGAGACGGAAGUGUACAGCCCGAGAAUGCUGACGCUUUCUUAUGUACAUAAUUAUUGUAUCUGUGAUGUUAUUAAAUAAACUUUACCAUAUUUAAACAAUA